AUGAAUAAUAGAGGAAUCCCUAUGUUACCUCGUAGAUGGUUGAAAUGUCCGCGUAUGGGAGACAUGAUAUUAGAUAUAUUCAUUCCAUUCAAAACACCGUUGGACAAUAAGUUUGAUCAUUUCAUCGAUCCGGAUGAUGUGUUUCACGUAGACGAUGCAUUCAAAACAGCGGAACCGUACAAACUUGGUCUAAUUAUCGACUUAACAAAAUCUCGUAGGUUUUAUAAUCGACGCGAAGUAACAGAACAGGACUGUAAAUAUUUGAAAAUAGAAUGUAAAGGUAAUGAGGAACGACCAACAUCAGAACAAGUGAAUCUUUUUAUACAAAUUGUUAAUCAAUUUCUCGACAAUAAUACUGGAAAUCAGAAAAUAGGAGUUCAUUGCACUCACGGAUUCAACAGAACGGGAUUUAUGAUUAUUGCUUAUCUCGUUGAAGAGUUGAACUAUGGCGUAGAUAUAGCGGUUCAAAUAUUUUCGGAUGCUAGGCCUCCUGGAAUUUACAAGGCAGAUUAUUUAGAAGAUCUCUUCACACGUUAUGGGUGUAUCGAGGAUUGCCCACAAGCCCCUUCACUUCCUGAUUGGUGUACAGAGGACGAAGAAUACAGUUUACCUACGCCAGCUAAGAGAAAAAACGAAGAAUUGUGUACAAACGUGGAUAAUCAAGAGACAGUUUCCUCAUCAAAAAUAUCACGCCUAAGCGAUCAUAUAGAAGAAAAUGUGCCUUUUAGUGUUCCUACAAGCAAAAGCUUUCCUCCACCGCCUCCAGGAAAUCCAGAUUUUAUGGAAGGGGUUUCUAAGGUUGAUGUUUUGGCUCAGGACAGUCCAGAAGCACAUGAGGCACGCGAUUUAUCGGACAAACUGUGCAAAAUGGGUGGUUUUUUAUUUAUAGAGGGUCACUUGUUUCCUGCAACCGAUUCAACAUCUGAAAAUGAACAAGAACCUGAGAAUUUAGAAGCAAAUCGCAGCGAAAAGACUUCAAAACCAUCUAAAAGGCCUUUACGUUUCAAAGGUAGUCAACCAGUCUCCAUAACACAACGAAAUAUAGCAGCUCUGGUCAACUCUGAUUAUUGUGUAACGUACAAGGCUGAUGGCACUCGUUAUCUUAUGCUCAUAAUGGGUCCUGGUCGUGUCUAUCUAAUAGAUCGGGGAAAUUUUGUUUACAAGCCAAAUGUUUUGCAUUUUCCGACGGUAUCGUGGGUUCGCGAAAAUGAAAAACGUGGUCCAAAUUCUGGUCGUUCAGACUUCCUAAAUGAUCCUGAUGGUCACUUGUUUAAUACGCUUUUGGACGGUGAACUUGUACUUUGUCACGACCAUUCUAAACCUCCUAACAUAUCCACAUCAGAAAUAUCUGGAACACCUAGAUUCUUAAUUUAUGAUAUAAUUACUUUAAACAAUAAACCUGUUGGUCGGUCUGCAUUUUUUGAACGUUAUUCGACAAUUGACAAGCAAGUUAUAUGGCCCAGAAAUACCGGUGGUCACUUGGGACUAGUUGACUUUAGUACGCAAUCUUUUUCAGUCAGGCGAAAAGCAUUUCGCGCUCUGCAAGAUACUGAAGAGCUACUCAAACCUGCGUUUUUGCAAAGCUUGGACCACUCAACAGAUGGCCUUAUAUUUCAGCCUUGUGGUCCUGAAGAUUUUUAUGUUCUUGGAACUUGCCCACAAACCUUAAAAUGGAAACCUCCAAGUAUGAACACAAUUGACUUCAAAUGUAAAGUGGAAUAUCAACGAAAAGUUGGGUAA
Molecule: messenger RNA, 1740 nt
Organism: Schistosoma haematobium
Lineage: Eukaryota; Metazoa; Platyhelminthes; Trematoda; Strigeidida; Schistosomatidae
Exons: 6
Coding region: 1-1740 (579 amino acids)
Biological process (GO): 7-methylguanosine mRNA capping; protein dephosphorylation
Molecular function (GO): mRNA 5'-triphosphate monophosphatase activity; mRNA guanylyltransferase activity; ATP binding
Source: RefSeq, a predicted model, not a curated record